AUGGCACCGGUGACGGACUUCGCAAUCAAGGACAACUAUAAGUACCUUGAAGGAUGGGGAAGCUAUCAUUCAUCAGAAGCAUUCCCAGGAGCAAACCCAGCGGUCAAUAACAACCCUCAAAAGCCUCCCUAUGGACUUCGCACAGAGAGGAUAAGCGGCAGUUCUUUCACGGCGCCUCGAGAUCACAAUCUUCAGACUUGGAUGUACCGAGCCACCUCUUCGUUGGAUCAUGAUGAAUUUGUUCCAUACAAUACCCACUCCACACCCACUCUUCCCAGUUUCCUGUCGCCCAACUCUUGCGUGUGGCUGGAAGUUCCUGUCGAGAGGGAUUCGGAUUGGACUUCUCAACGACUGCUCGCCCGAAAUGGGGACCCUGCGGCCAAAAACGGGCUUGCAAUCUGGCUGUUCUCCAUUACCCAGUCGAUGAAGCCUGCCACUGUCUUUUCUUCCCUCGACGGUGACUGUCUCAUUAUUCCACAGGCAGGAGCUCUCGACAUCCAAACCGAACUCGGCAAACUCCUGGUCCGCCAAAAUGAAAUCUGCGUCAUCCCUCGCGGUAUUCGAUACUGUGUUUCCCUCCCAGCCGGUCCCUGCCGUGGAUACAUCUGUGAAUUGUUUCAGGGACAUUUUCGACUCCCUGAUCUCGGCCCCGUGGGUUCCACCGGACUCGCCAACGUCCGCGACUUUCAAAUCCCUACCGCACACUUCGACGGCUCGGUGGAGGAUGGUGUCGCUGUUGCCAACGACACCGAGUAUACCGUCAUCUCUCGUCAAGCCGGUCGUCUAUGGUACUGCCGGCAGGACCACACGCCCUUCGACGUCGCUGCGUGGCAUGGCACGAACUAUCCAUAUAAAUACGAUCUCGCUCGCUAUUGUGUAUUAGGGAAUCUCCUUUUCGACGAGCAUGAUCCUAGUCUUUACGCCGUACUUACCGCGCCGUCAUAUCGUGAGCCUGGGUCUACAGUCGUGGACUUUGCAAUCAUUCCCCCGCGCUGGAUGGUGGCCGAAGACACAUUCUGGUUGCCGUAUUAUCAUAGGAACACGAUGACCGAGUUCUAUGGGCCAAUUGUCAAUGCACAGAGCAGCAGUCACCCAUUCAAUCAGGGACAGGAGUUCAAGCCGUUUGUUGCUGGGCUGAAUGGCAGUAUGACUGCCCACGGAGCAACGGAGGACGAAUAUGAGAGAGCAGCGAAUGCGGACCUGAAGCCAACGAAACUGAUGACGGAUGGGAUCACCUUGUUUUUGCUAGAAACGGAGGUACCGCUGUGUUUGAGUGAUUGGGCGGCGAAAGCGGCGCAGAAAAAUUUUAAGGCGAAGUCAAAGAGAGCUUCUAAAAUGUAG
Rhinocladiella mackenziei CBS 650.93 is the source of this 1341-nucleotide messenger RNA. Its product is annotated as homogentisate 1,2-dioxygenase. Gene Ontology annotation, biological process: L-phenylalanine catabolic process. Gene Ontology annotation, molecular function: homogentisate 1,2-dioxygenase activity. The record is from RefSeq and is a predicted model, not a curated record. The coding region runs from base 1 to 1341 and encodes 446 amino acids. Gene Ontology annotation, cellular component: cytoplasm. NCBI's taxonomy places the organism in Eukaryota, Fungi, Ascomycota, Eurotiomycetes, Chaetothyriales, Herpotrichiellaceae. The transcript has 3 exons.